CGACUACAGUCAGCCCACGCAAAGUCGCGCGCCAGACAGCGCAGCCGCAGCAGAACAGGCGCAGGCAGACAGACGCAGUAGCAGCCAUGGCCGACGAAAAACCCAAGGAGGGAGUGAAGACGGAGAACAAUGAGCACAUCAACCUGAAAGUGGCAGGGCAGGAUGGCUCAGUGGUGCAAUUCAAGAUCAAAAGGCACACUCCUCUCAGCAAACUGAUGAAAGCUUAUUGUGAACGGCAGGGGCUGUCAAUGAGGCAAAUACGAUUUCGAUUUGACGGUCAGCCCAUCAAUGAAACAGACACACCCUCGCAGCUAGAAAUGGAGGAUGAAGAUACGAUUGAUGUGUUCCAACAGCAAACCGGAGGCUCUUCUCUUUAAAGACUGUUUCCUACGAACAUCCCUACCUCCCCUUUUCAUCCCCGAACAUCUUUGUUAUGCCCAGUCUUCAAACGCUCAUGACCAGUGUUGAUACCAUCCAAUGGAAUACUUUUACAAAAUGUUCAAAGGCGGUGGCACAGUUGCUGUAGAUAGGUUUAAUCACACUGUCAUUCGUAUGUUAACAUGUUUGAACUGCGCAGUGUAGACGACUUGUAAGCAGUACAGUGAGUCUAAUGUGCUGAAGAAAUGAAGAUUGGCAUGGUUUUUUUUUUUUUUUUUUUUUUUUUUU
This is a messenger RNA of Anarrhichthys ocellatus (wolf-eel), 666 nucleotides long. RefSeq names its product small ubiquitin like modifier 2a (gene sumo2a). The record is from RefSeq and is a predicted model, not a curated record. The coding region runs from base 87 to 377 and encodes 96 amino acids. NCBI's taxonomy places the organism in Eukaryota, Metazoa, Chordata, Actinopteri, Perciformes, Anarhichadidae. Gene Ontology annotation, molecular function: protein binding. The transcript has 4 exons.